AAUCAUAGUGUCACAUUUCACAUUUCACAUUUCACUUAUACAUAAAAUGUCGAGCCGAAGAUCAAGAUCAAGGCACGCUGGAUCCUCAAGGAUCACCGAUGAUCAAAUCAACGAUCUUGUCUCCAAACUGCAGCAACUCCUCCCCGAGAUGCACAAUAGGCGCUCAGACAAGAAGUCAGCAACCAAAGUGUUGCAGGAGACAUGCAACUACAUUAGAAGCUUGCACAGAGAAGUUGAUGACUUGAGUGAGAGGCUGUCUGAAUUGCUUGAAAAUGCAGACACAACUCAAGCUGAUCUUAUUAGAAGCUUAAUCAUGCAGUAGUUUUUAUUUUUUUCGAUUUUGAAUUUUACUAUUUCUUGCUGCAAUCAUCACUGUAUUUUGUUUCCGGAG
Messenger RNA from Salvia splendens (bonfire salvia), 391 nucleotides. Its product is annotated as transcription factor PRE3. Gene Ontology annotation, molecular function: protein dimerization activity. Gene Ontology annotation, biological process: regulation of growth; regulation of DNA-templated transcription. Bases 47 to 322 code for a protein of 91 amino acids. The record is from RefSeq and is a predicted model, not a curated record. Lineage: Eukaryota; Viridiplantae; Streptophyta; Magnoliopsida; Lamiales; Lamiaceae. The transcript is spliced from 2 exons.